This is a messenger RNA of Brassica napus (rape), 582 nucleotides long. RefSeq names its product probable carboxylesterase 2. Lineage: Eukaryota; Viridiplantae; Streptophyta; Magnoliopsida; Brassicales; Brassicaceae. The coding region runs from base 1 to 582 and encodes 193 amino acids. The transcript is spliced from 3 exons. Gene Ontology annotation, molecular function: hydrolase activity. The record is from RefSeq and is a predicted model, not a curated record.
AUGAAUAUGAUUUACUCCAAAAGACUAGCACCAGAACAUCCACUUCCUACUGCUUACAAAGACUCAUGGAACGCGCUACAAGGAGUCCAAGCUAGAAGCGAGCCAUGGAUCAACGACUAUGCCGAUUUCAACCGGUUCUUCCUAGUCGGGGACAGUGCAGGAGCUAACAUCUCGCACCAUCUCGCAUUCCGAACCAAACAGUGGGACCACACUGUCAAAAUCAAAGGCUCAGAGGUCUCAGACCAAGCAAGGAAACAAAUGGUGGACGGAUGGUGGCAAUUUGUGUGCCCGUCCGAUAAAGGAUCCGAUGACCCAUGGAUCAAUCCGUUUGUGGAUGGGUCGCCGAAUCUUGAAGGGUUAGAGUGUGAGAGAGUGAUAAUUACGGUGGCGGAGAGAGAUAUAUUGAGAGAAAAAGGAAAAAUGUAUUACGAGAAAUUGGUGAAUAGCAAUUGGAGAGGCAAUGCCGAGAUUAUGGAGACAAAAGGGAAAGAUCAUGUGUUUCAUAUAUUCGAGCCUGAUUGUGAUGAAGCUAAGGAGAUGGUACGCCGUUUGGCUUUGUUUAUAAACCAAGUCGAAGCUUGA